This is a messenger RNA of Anopheles nili, 3819 nucleotides long. RefSeq lists its product as uncharacterized. Gene Ontology annotation, cellular component: membrane. Lineage: Eukaryota; Metazoa; Arthropoda; Insecta; Diptera; Culicidae. The record is from RefSeq and is a predicted model, not a curated record. Bases 1 to 3819 code for a protein of 1272 amino acids. The transcript is spliced from 10 exons. Gene Ontology annotation, molecular function: ligand-gated monoatomic ion channel activity.
AUGUGGGCGGCCUAUGGUCCACACGGGGCCGCUUCCACGACGCUAUCAAAGCUCGGCAUCCUGUUGCAUUUCCUUGUUUUAAAUUACUACUCGCAAUAUUACGGCUUCUGUACUAUCGGGCAGGACUUUUUUGACGAUGUCCCGUUUGGUAGAAUUCUGUUGUCGGCCGAUGAUCGCCUGGAGGCACAAUUGCAUCGCGCUGUCUCCCUCGGAUGCCAAGCGUUUAUAGUGGACGAACCGGGCGUGGAAGCGUUUCUGGAUCUCUUCAUUCCAGUGCACGAUGAGGAACUUCAGCGAUCGUUGGAUAAAAGCGUCAUCUUGCUGGUAACGGAACGCAACCACGAGGAUCUCUUUGCUCGCCUUGUUUUACAUGACGUUUUUCGUGAACUACCAAGCGUACUUGUGAUUGUGUACGACGAUGCAACAGAAACAGCCGUAGGACUCUAUACUACCACAUUGACUUACACGGGAGUGCUCGAUCGAUCGUACAAUGUGACACUUGAACCAUUAUCAAUCGAUUGGGAGGAUUGGGAGAGUUACACUUUUUUCCCGGACAAAACAAGCGACCUCAAUGGAUAUGUCCUGCGUACAUCCGUGGUAAACUACAUGCCAUUUACGGGUUACGAGCGUGUGGUACGUAAAUUGGAUCCCGCAGUAGACGCUGGAAAUGCCUAUGAUGGGGAGACGGGUUCGAGAUCCAUCUGGUUGGACGGUACAGAGCUGCAAUUGCUCGUUUCCUUUUGCGAACGACGGAAUUGUAAUAUAUUAACCAUUCCAGAGGACAUAGACACGUGGGGUGACGUGUAUCCCAACGGAACCGGUAACGGCCUGAUGGGUAGCGUAGCCAUGCGGCACACGGAUAUUGCUUUUGGAGCAUUUUACCUCUGGCUUAAACCAUACAACUUUUCCACCUACACCGCAACCAUCAGCCGAUCCGGUGUGACCGUUCUGGUACCGAAACCGAAGAUGCUUCCCUUCUGGCGGACACCUUUUCUCUCGUUUUCUAUGCUGCUGUGGAUGGCCGUUAUAGUCACCUUCUUUGCCGGGAUCGCGGCGGCUUGGAUUGCCGGAAGAGUACGUUAUCAGUUGCUGUUCCAAAACGGCAACUUUGGUGGUGCUGAUCAUGUAGAUCUGACCGCAGAACAACUAACAUUGAGUGAUGCUGCCCUUAUGAUGGUCGGCUUUUUCGUGGCUCAAUCAUCACCUGUACGGAACGAUUUGUGGUCCUGUGUUUUCCUGUUCGCUUCAUUGCUUUUGGCUGGAUUUAUGGUGAGCAAUCUGUACAGUGGAGGGCUUGCUAGCGUGAUGACAAUUCCUCAGUUUGAAAAAUCAAUCGACAGUGUAGUCGAUUUUGCUGCUUCCGGUAUGAUGUGGUACGGACCGACACCGUACUGUUUGUCGGAGAUCUGGAACGCUACCGAGCCAUACUUACAACAGAUCCAAAAAACUUUCGUUGUUGCCCAGUCAGAAGAGACGAAGGAGUACACUCGUAGCGGUGUCAGCGGAUUUAUCAUCGAACAAGCACAACAUGGGAACUUUGCACCAAGCGAUUUUCUUGACCGGGAGUCUUCAACCAUGCUGCAGCCAUUAAAAGAUGAUGUCUAUUUUCAAAAUUGCGCUGCUCUCAUCACAAAAACUAACCCGCUUCGUGCGAAUCUGAACGAAUAUAUUCUGCGAAUGCAACAGGCUGGUAUCCUGUACCAUUUGGGUACUAUGGCUGCGAUCCGGUACUUGCCAACGGAUGUGCUACGGAACAUCGAAAAUGCCAGGCUUCAUCAGCAGCACGGAGACGGUGGUGCAGUAAAGCUCGAGAUAGGACACUUUUUGGGAGCAUUCCUUAUACUUGGGUAUGGGUUGUUGAUCGCUGCUCUUGUGUUUGUCGUAGAAAGAUGGGGCUUUACGAUCAGUCCCGCUUUCACGACGUUACCAAACCUCGGCAUCCUGUUGCGUUUCCUUGUUUUAAAGUACUACUCGCAAUAUUACGGCUUCUGUACUAUCGGGCAGGAUUUUCUCGACGACGUCCCGUUAGGUAGAAUUCUGUUGUCGGCCGAUGAUCGCCUGGAGGCACAAUUGCAUCGCGCUGUCUCCCUCGGAUGCCAAGCGUUUAUAGUGGACGAACCGGGUGUGGAAGCGUUUCUGGAUCUCUUCAUUCCAGUGCACGAUGAGGAACUUCAGCGAUCGUUGGAUAAAAGCGUCAUCUUGCUGGUAACGGAACGCAAUCACGAGGAUCUCUUUGCUCGCCUUGUUUUACAUGACGUUUUUCGUGAACUACCGAGCGUACUUGUGAUUGUGUACAACGAUGCAACAGAAACAGCCGUAGGUCUCUAUACCACCGCAUUGACUUACUCGGGAGUGCUCGAUCGAUCGUACAAUGUGACACUUGAACCAUUAUCAAUCGAUUGGGAGGAUUGGGAGAGUUACACCUUUUUCCCGGACAAAACAAGCGACCUCAAUGGAUACGUCCUGCGUACAUCCGUGGUAAACUACAUGCCAUUUACGGGUUACGAGCGUGUGGUACGUAAAUUGGAUCCCGCAGUAGACGCUGGAAAUGCCUAUGAUGGGGAGACGGGUUCGAGAUCCAUCUGGUUGGACGGUACAGAGCUGCAAUUGCUCGUUUCCUUUUGCGAACGACGGAAUUGUAAUAUAUUAACCAUUCCAGAGGACAUAGACACGUGGGGUGACGUGUAUCCCAACGGAACCGGUAACGGCCUGAUGGGUAGCGUAGCCAUGCGGCACACGGAUAUUGCUUUUGGAGCAUUUUACCUCUGGCUUAAACCAUACAACUUUUCCACCUACACUGCAACCAUCAGCCGAUCCGGUGUGACCGUUCUGGUACCGAAACCGAAGAUGCUUCCCUUCUGGCGGACACCUUUUCUCUCGUUUUCUAUGCUGCUGUGGAUGGCCGUUAUAGUCACCUUCUUUGCCGGGAUCGCGGCGGCUUGGAUUGCCGGAAGAGUACGUUAUCAGUUGCUGUUCCAAAACGGCAACUUUGGUGGUGCUGAUCAUGCAGAUCUGACCGCAGAACAACUAACAUUGAGUGAUGCAGCUUUAAUGAUGGUGGGCUUUUUCGUGGCUCAAUCAUCACCUGUACGGAACGAUUUGUGGUCCUGUGUUUUUCUGUUCGCUUCAUUGCUUUUGGCUGGAUUUAUGGUGAGCAAUCUGUACAGUGGAGGGCUUGCUAGCGUGAUGACCAUCCCGCAGUACGAAAAAUCCAUCGACACCGUAGUCGAUUUUGCCGCCACGGGGAUGACGUGGUACGGACCGACACCAUACUGUCUUUCGGAGAUUUUUGAUGCCACUGAGCCAUACUUGCAGAAAAUCAUUACGACGUAUAUUGCUGCCCCACCAGAAGAAGCAAGGCAACACAGUCAUACAGGAGACUGCGGAUUUAUCAUCGAACAAGCACAACAUGGGAACUUUGCACCGAGCGAUUUUCUUGACCGGGAGUCUUCAACUAUGCUGCAGCCGCUCAAAGAUGAUAUCUAUUUUCAAAAUUGCGCUGCUCUUAUCACAAAAACUAACCCGCUUCGUGCGAAUCUGAACGAAUAUAUUCUGCGUAUGCAACAGGCUGGUAUCCUGUACCAUUUGGGUACUAUGGCUGCGAUCCGGUACUUGCCAACGGAUGUGCUACGGAACAUCGAAAAUGCCAGGCUUCAUCAGCAGCACGGAGACGGUGGUGCAGUAAAGCUCGAGAUAGGACACUUUUUGGGUGCAUUCCUUAUACUUGGGUAUGGGUUGUUGAUCGCUGCUCUUGUGUUUGUCGUAGAAAGAUGGGGCUUUACGAUCAGUAGUAAAUGCAGGACAAUUUUUUACUCUUAA